AUGGCAAGUGAGCAUGGGACGUACGUUAACGGCCGCAAGGUUCAUCAAGUUGAGCUAGAGCAUGGAGAUGAGAUCAGCUUUGGCCUUGGAAGAAACAUCAGGAUGGGAGGUAGCAUCCCUGACGUGGCCAUCAGAGCGUCGUUCCGGAUCGAGGAGGAACGGACGGGCCCUGAUGGGAAACCGAAGUACAAGAUGCUUGUGCUGUUGAAGUCAGUGACGGAAAUCUCAAACAAGCCGACACCGGGAGGGAAGGUUCUUUCUCCAGAGGCGGUCAAGAUUUUGUUGGAAAAGUUGGACUCGGUAAGAGCCGACGCAGACACGCCCUUAGACGAAGUGAUCGGACCGCAGACCGAAAGGAAGUUGGCGGCUGCAAACCAGAUGCUGGUGGAUGAAAGAAGCAGCUUCGAGAAGAGUUUGGCAAGAGAGGAAGAGCUGCGGAAGCAGCUGCAAGAGGCAGCCUACGUGCUGCGAAGCUCAGUCAAGAAACCCAAUCAUGAAAGAACGCAGAAAGACGGAGCUGGCGGAUUUUUUGUCUGCCCAUCUUGCGGGUGGAAAGAAGAUUCUGCCGACCAGUUGUCAAACGAGGUCAAGCCUGACACUAGGACUCGCCGACCCCUCCACAGCGCGACGAGGAAAGAGCAAAUUGCAGAUACUCCUGCAAGCUCGAACUUGUCUGUGACGGCAAGGUCAGAGGCGUCAGACGUGAUGUACUUCUCCGAGUGGACAGGAACUUCCACGACGUCCAACUCGAACUCCAACAGGAUCAAGAAGAUCCUCAAGUUCGACGAGUCUGCCAACAAGCUUCACGCAUACGAGGACACCAAGAGCCAGAGUCAGCUGCUGGAGGCCUCCGGGGCAGUUCAGAUCUCUGACAGCCACAUCUACCCUCCUCCCGACCUGCUCGCUCAACUCGACCAGGAGCUUGCCAAGUCAAGCAGCACCAGCUCUCUGCACUCCAUCGUGCAGAAGCUACGAACGCGAGACGAGCUGCGGGAAGACCCGCUGUCUCUCUGGAGCGUGCUGCUGUCAAGAACGCCGACGUUGAGCACGCCCGAGGGAGGCAGCCGUCAGAUCGACAUGCGGGACUUGAUAGUCUUCGGAAGGGUGUGGAAGGGGCUGAUGGAAGAGAGGUUGAGAUGUUAUCGCGCGGAGAUCGUCGAGAUGAGGAUGUGCGACUGGAACGUGCUGAAGAAGUACAUCGACCUCGGCCUCAACAAGAAGGGCGAGCUGAUCGCCCAGAUGCGAAGCUUCGACCCCCUGGCUGCGGGCGACGAGCUCUCUGCUCCCUCCCAGAUCCUUGGAGGCAUCAGCAAGCAAGCGGCGGAGAGAGCAGGGGAGGUAACCGGGCUGCUCUACCACUGGGCCAGCCUGCAGGUCCAGCUGUGGGAGCUCGGCAAGGCAUGCAGGCAUUCUCGGAUAGCGCAGGUUCACCACGGCACCUCCAUGGUCAUGACGACGAAGGUAGAGGAGACCAAGGCCAGCCAGCCCCCCCCUUCCCUUCAGAAGUGCACAUCGAGCUGUUUGCUUGCCAUCCUGCUAGCGGUGCUUUCCUCCCCCCUCUCCCUCGGAGAUGCAGGCGAGGAUCAAGUGGACCUGACCAGGUUCCCUCCCGUCCCCCUGACAAGGCAUGCUGUCAUCGAGCAGGUAUGGCAGCACCCGGACCAUGAACUCACGAGCGACCCUGCAUUCCCGGAGUACGUCGAGCUCCUCUCUGACCUCGGAGAGCUCAUCGCCGUCCCCGACCGCAGGCAUGACGCCAUCAAACUCAUCAGGUGGGGCAAGGCGCAGUAUCCGCAGUUCUCCUCCCCCAACAACUACCUUGCCGUGUCGCUGAUGCGAUUGGGAGGGGACGAGAACUUGCAAGAAGCGCAGGAGCUGCUCGAGGACGCUGUAGAGUCCUGGAACCUGGACAUGAUGGCUCAGAACAACCUGGGAGUUGUCUGGGAGACCCGGGGGAGGCUCGAAGAUGCGUAUGAGUGCUAUCAGUUCGCAAUCGAGGGGCUGGACCAGGAGUGCUUCCUGCAUUUAUCUUGUAUCAUCAAUGCAAACAAGGUCUUGCUCAACAUGGCCAGGAUGCAUCAGGCGAAGAAGGACUACCGCUCGGCCGCCAGGUUCUACCAGCUCGCAGCGAGACUGUACGAGAGGAUCUCGGGGUGCUCGUACCCUCACAUGCAGGAGCACGUCAGGGGGCGCGGCGCCUUCCGCCCUUGCAAGGACGUUGCCGCAGCCCGGUACUCUCGAUCGCUAGAGCAUCUCAUGACUGCGAUGCUGCACGAGGAGGAAGGGAACAAGUCGAUGUCCGACAAGAGCAGGAGAUCCGCGAGGCGGUACCUCCUCCAGAGCCUCGUCCUGCCGGACUUUUUCUUCGAUCCCCCAAGGCAGAUCCUGACAAGGGAGGACGAGCCCUUAGUGAGGAGGCUGCGAUUCGAGUCGAUCUUUCAGAGGAAGUUCUGGUCCCCCGAAUCGGAGAGUGCUUCCGGCCCAGGCUCGAACGCCGACAUGACAGCGGGCGUUCAAGAGCUUCUCCACGAGGUGAUGACCGACCUUGGCCUCAGCUCCCUGCUGGAUAUAGGAUGCGGGGACUGGUUUUGGAUGAGCAGGACGAACUUGACAGGAGUGAGAUACGUGGGUGUGGACAUCGUGCACGACAUCAUCGCCUCCAACAUCCGCCAUGUGCAGCAGAGGACGAGAGAGUGCGCGGGCGGUGGGAGCAGCCCGGGCGGCGCGUGCUCCUUCCUUCCCCGGUCUGUGCGUUUCGGGCAGGAGGACGCGGUGCAAGGGCUAGAGCCUGCCAUGUGUGAAUACCAGGAGGAGGGGCAGGUGCGGGCGGGAUGCGAGCUAAUCUUUGUGAAAGAAGUCCUAAUCCACCUAACUAUCAAUGACAUCAAGAAGGUUCUUGACAACAUUCAGAAUCUCUCGCUUUCGCUCCAAGGAAACCCGCACUACAGCACGAAGCAAAGAUACCUGCUAGUCACGCACGACUCGACUGUCAAGGUCAACAACGACGAAACCAUCACUUCCUUCUCGCUACCUGGAGGAGGCUGGAGGCCUGUCAACCUCUAUCUCCAGCCAUUUCUCCUGCCCCCGGCGCUGGUAGAGUUCGAGCAAGGGUUCUCCCUGUGGAAGCUUCCCUUCGAGUGA
This is a messenger RNA of Guillardia theta CCMP2712, 3141 nucleotides long. RefSeq lists its product as hypothetical. The record is from RefSeq and is a predicted model, not a curated record. The transcript is spliced from 18 exons. Gene Ontology annotation, molecular function: protein binding. Lineage: Eukaryota; Cryptophyceae; Pyrenomonadales; Geminigeraceae. Bases 1 to 3141 code for a protein of 1046 amino acids.